UGCAGUGCGGGUGCCUGCGACUCUUCGGGAGAGGCCGGAGAGCGACCCGGAGGCGCGAGCUGUGGCGGCGGAGGCGCGCCUGAGCUGGCGGCUCGUGCGAGCUAGAACAUGACUGUGGCUUCGGCGGUGUCACUCGCUGGGCCGCCCUUCCAGAGCUUGUCCUAAGCCGUCCGCGGGGGGUCCCUUCCCAGGUUUUGUCCAUAGGUACUUACAGAAAAGAUGGCUGAUAUUAACCUCAAAGAAGUAACCUUAAUAAUAGGUGUGGUUACUGCCUGCUACUGGAACAGCCUGUUCUGUGGUUUUGUUUUUGAUGAUGUUUCGGCAAUACUGGAUAAUAAAGAUCUGCAUCCAUCUACACCUUUAAAAACCUUAUUUCAGAAUGAUUUUUGGGGAACUCCUAUGUCUGAGGAAAGAAGCCACAAGUCCUACCGACCUUUAACAGUACUGACAUUUCGCUUAAAUUAUAUGUUUAGUGAAUUAAAACCAAUGUCGUAUCAUCUCCUAAAUAUGAUUUUUCAUGCUAUGGUUAGUGUGCUGUUUCUUAAAGUCUGCAGACUUUUCCUAGACAACAAGAGUGGUGUGAUUGCUGCUCUGCUUUUUGCAGUGCACCCAAUACAUACAGAAGCAGUGACAGGUGUUGUAGGAAGAGCAGAACUUUUGUCAUCUAUCUUUUUUCUAGCUGCAUUUUUGUCAUAUACAAAGUCAAAAGGACCAGAUAAUUCCAUAGUGUGGACUCCAAUUGCAUUGACAGUGUUUUUAGUGGCUGUUGCAACACUGUGUAAAGAACAAGGCAUAACAGUUGUGGGAAUAUGUUGUGUGUAUGAAGUAUUUAUUGCCCAGGGGUAUACUUUGCCAUUAUUGUGUACUACUGCUGGACAGUUUCUCCGUGGAAAGAGUAGUAUUCCAUUUUCUCUGCUGCAGACACUGAUAAAACUCAUUGUCCUGAUGUUCAGUACGUUAUUACUUGUGGUAAUUAGAGUCCAGGUUAUUCAGUCACAGCUGCCAGUAUUUACAAGGUUUGAUAACCCAGCUGCUGUAAGCCCAACUCCUACAAGGCAGCUGACAUUUAACUACCUCCUUCCUGUGAAUGCUUGGCUUCUGUUAAAUCCUUCAGAGCUCUGCUGUGAUUGGACAAUGGGAACAAUACCACUGAUAGAGUCAUUUCUUGAUAUUCGAAAUCUUGCCACUUUUGCUUUCUUUUGCUUUCUGGGGGUUUUGGGAAUAUUCAGUCUCCGAUACCCUGGUGAUUCUUCUAAGACUGUAUUAAUGGCACUUUGUUUAAUAGCAUUACCAUUUAUUCCUGCAUCGAACCUUUUUUUUCCUGUUGGAUUUGUUGUUGCUGAGCGAGUACUAUAUGUUCCUAGCAUGGGAUUCUGUAUUUUGGUAGCCCAUGGAUGGCAGAAAAUUUCAAAGAAAAGUGUAUUUAGAAAGCUAUCCUGGGCCUGUCUCUCAAUGGUUAUACUUACUCAUGCCUUAAAAACACUACACAGAAAUUGGGAUUGGGAAUCUGAAUAUACAUUAUUUAUGUCAGCCUUGAAGGUAAAUAAAAAUAAUGCUAAAUUAUGGAAUAAUGUUGGACAUGCUUUGGAAAAUGAAAAGAACUUUGAGAGAGCUUUGAAAUACUUCUUACAGGCCACUCACGUUCAGCCAGAUGAUAUUGGUGCCCACAUGAAUGUAGGAAGAACUUACAAAAAUUUAAAUAGAACUAGAGAAGCUGAAGAAUCUUACAUGAUGGCCAAGUCACUGAUGCCUCAGAUUAUUCCUGGUAAAAAAUAUGCAGCCAGAAUUGCUCCUAACCACCUAAAUGUGUAUAUCAAUCUGGCCAACCUGAUCCGAGCAAAUGAGUCCCGAUUAGAAGAAGCAGAUCAGCUGUACCGGCAAGCAAUAAGCAUGAGGCCUGACUUCAAGCAGGCUUAUAUUAGCAGGGGAGAAUUGCUCUUAAAAAUGAAUAAACCUCUGAAAGCAAAGGAAGCAUAUCUUAAAGCACUAGAGUUGGACAGAAAUAAUGCCGAUCUUUGGUAUAACUUGGCGAUUGUGUAUAUUGAACUUAAAGAACCAAAUGAAGCCCUAAAAAACUUCAAUCGUGCUUUAGAACUAAAUCCAAAGCAUAAACUAGCAUUAUUCAAUUCUGCUAUAUUAAUGCAGGAAUCAGGUGAGGUUAAACUCCGACCUGAAGCUAGAAAACGACUUCUGAACUAUGUAAAUGAGGAGCCACUAGAUGCUAAUGGUUAUUUCAAUUUGGGAAUGCUUGCCAUGGAUGACAAAAAGGACACUGAGGCAGAGAUUUGGAUGAAAAAAGCCAUUAAAUUACAAGCUGACUUCAGGAGUGCUUUGUUUAAUCUGGCUCUCCUCUAUUCUCAGACUGCAAAGGAAUUAAAGGCUCUGCCAAUUUUAGAAGAAUUACUCAAAUACUAUCCUGAUCAUAUCAAGGGCCUCAUUUUAAAAGGAGACAUUCUGAUGAAUCAAAAGAAAGAUAUACUUGGAGCAAAAAAAUGUUUCGAAAAAAUCUUAGAGAUGGAUCCAACCAAUGUGCAAGGGAAACACAAUCUUUGUGUGGUUUAUUUUGAAGAGAAGGAGUUACUGAAAUCGGAAAGAUGUCUCGUUGAAACAUUAGCAUUAGCACCACAUGAAGAAUAUAUUCAGCGCCAUUUAAGUAUAGUCAGAGAUAAAAUCUCCUCAUCUGAUUUUGUAGAACAGCCAGCACUCCCAGCUGAUAAGAGUACAGGUGGAGAAGAAAAAGACAGAAUUCCAACUAAAAAUGUAAAAGAAAUCAGAAGUGAGUCUAGACCAACACAGAUAACAAAAACAAGUGAUGAUCAAAGUCAGUCUAAAUCCAACAAACAAUUGGAGAAAAAUACAAACAAAGAGGCCCCCCAAAAAACAAAAGACAUCAAAGAAAUUGAGAAGAAAAGAGUCGCUGCUUUAAAAAGACUUGAAGAGAUUGAACGUAUUUUAAAUGGAGAAUAACAUUAUUCUUUAUCAUGUGACAAUGGUAUCAAAAGACUUUAAUCUUUAUCAUGUGAUUCCUUGUAUUGGGAGCUUUGAAAAACAGAUCUGUAACUCUCUUUAUGAGGUGAUUCUACAUGGAAUGAAAGUAAGAUUUUUCAUUUAAGACCUAUCUUAUCCCAAAAUAUAUAUUACACAAAAUUGGCAGAAGUUUCGGUUUUGGUGAAUACAGCAGAAAUAUCAAAUUGUAGGUGACAAUUUUGUAACUUCUAUUACAUAAGGAAUUUUUUUGGCAAGAUAAUGUUUACUACUCAGAAUUUAAGAGGCUGACUGGUGAUCCCUCGAGGACAAAUUGAACAUAAGCUGUUUUAUUCUGUGAAUUCCCAUUUACUAACCUACUUCAUUUUCCUCUUACUGCUUGAAACCUGGUGAUGGGAUGAAAACACCUACUGAUGCUUUUUCUUCAGCAGUUUUUAUGUUGAACCAAGAGAUUUUGCACUAAAAAAGCAUAGUGACCUUUUUAUGUUAUGUUCUUUGAUUUGUAGAAGAAAUGCUGGGUACCUGUUUUGAAAUGAAUCAUAUGACAUGUUAGUUUAGGAAUGUAUUUUCAUAAUUACAUACUUACCCUUAAUUUAACUCCAAAAUGCAGUUUUUAAUAAGGUAAGGAUUACACACAUAUAUGCAUAAAUAUACAUAUAUCUGAUGGUGCUCAUGAAUACUGUAUUUUUUUUUUUCCACAUCAGGUAUCACAACAUGAACUAUAUAAUCAUGACUGUUCUUUGACUUUUACUCUGAAUUUUUUGUUUUUUAGGGACAUAGUCAUAUUUAGAAGUGUCAGUAACCUUAAACUUUGAAGUAAUAAUAGUAAGCUUCUCUUUCAUCUUAGUGUUGACUUUGAUUUUCUUUGAAUUUUAUUUUGUUUCCAAGUCAUGCUAUAAUCAUUCGUAGAUACCUUAAGUCACUCAAGCCUCUGUUUAACUAAAGGCAAAGUUGUGUGACAGUUUAUUUUUAACACUAAAUUCUUGAUAUCUUCUUGUGGUAUAUAUUUUUAUUAAAUACUAUUUAUUUUGACUACUGAGCUUUCAUAAAAAUUGUAAAGCUGUUUUAAUUAUGUAAAGUAUGGAAAACUAAUUACUAGUGCAUUUGCCUAUACAUGCUAUAUAUAUUAUGGUUUAAGAACAAUUAUGUCACUGUUGACUUUUCUUCACUUAUAAAAAUAAUAACCUAAUACCAGAUUAAUAAAUUUGUGAUUUGGUUUUGAUAUUUUAAAUCUGGAAGCUAUGUUAGGUUAAAAGUAGCUAUAAAUUAAAAAUUUUAGACAUGAUUUUUAUUGAGUUAAGAUCUGUUUCAGAUGAGGUUUAUAAUAACGAAGUUGACUUAGUUUAAAAUGCUAAAUAAAGCUCAAGUUAUUCUGGGAUAGUAAUUUCUAAUUAUGCACUAUUUCAAAAAAUAUUUUUAGUUCCUUUAAGGUAACUAAUUUCUAAUUAUAUGUCUCAGAAACCAUAUUCUUGUAAUUUUAAGAAAUAUUUUAUAAAUAGGUCACAAAAAAUAUGAUCUUCAUUAAAGACCUAGGUUUACUGAGUUCCCAGGGGAUAUGGCAUAGAUUUUUCCUUUUUUAAAGGAAAUUUUAAAAGAAGCACUGAUAUCAUGGGUUUUAAUUCUUAACCCAAGAGAUUCUGUUAAGCAUCAGAAUCUAGUUUCAGUUCUUAGACUAUGGCUUUGUGACUUUGUAUGUGACUUCAUGUAUAAGGUAGAGAGUACCUCAUAUACCGUGACUUGAAAAAUUAAACUGUUGUUUUGUUCUCUUCAUGUAUCCUAAGGCAAGUUUCUUGAGUGUAAUCUCUUUGGGUGCAGUUUCAAUUGAAAGACAAUUUAGAAAAGUAAUAGGAAAUCUUUUAUGACAGGAGACUAUGAUAAAAGUUUAAGGUGCAUUUUAAUAAAUUGAAGGUACAUAGUAAUGUUUUCCAAUGAUUUCUAAUAGAAAAUUCUUAUUAGCACUUAAUGUCUAUCACAGGAAAUAUUCAUAUAUUUGAAUUUUAAGUAAUUUAUUUAAAUAAAAUCCAUCCCAAGUUAUUAGUGUUCAAAUUAAAGAUUCAAUAUAGACAUUAGUGAAAUCUGAAAUUCUAAGAUACAGCUAUGCUUUAAAGUUUUCCCUAUACUUUUCUCUGAUUCUGAUUUGUUUUAGUGUUAAGGGACUGCUGCUCUAAAUUGUUUCAGUAAAAUCUCUCUUGGGUUAACUUGUUGAAUUAGUAACAUAAUCCAGUUUAGUUUUGAUAGUUUGUUUCAUGAAGGAGCAUAUUCUGAUAACUAAUACUCCUUGAAGGAAGAUCUCAACUUUCAUGCAGCUUGCUUAUGUGUAGUGUCUCAUCAAUGAAUUCAAAAUAAAAACUCAAUUCAAAUUGUUAAGGUGAGGAAAAGUGCUGGGCUUUUUUUUUCCUCUUGAGCUUACUUUUUGAAGAGAUAAUGAGACCGAUAAGCCCAGUUCACUAAGCAUGGUUUGGGAAUUGUAGUUGUCUGUUAAAUUCGGAGAAAAAAGCCUGUCACUGGUUUAUGUCCUGUAAAUGAAUGUAGUUUUAAUUUUCAGUAUUUUGCAAAAGCUUUUACUCCCCAGAAAUUCUAGCAAAGCUUUGACAAUCCCUAAGGAGUUGUGUCAUUUUAUUCCUUUACUACUUCUGGAAGGUAAAAUGAAAUUUCUCAAGUUGUUUCUAUGUGUGGUUCCUUAUAAACAUUUGAAAAUGGGAACUUAAAAUUAUUCCAGUAAGUAGUACUCUCAAGUUAAUGUAGGGAAUAAAGUAAAUAAACAUGUAAUUUUGUUUUGCAAUUUUGUGUUUACUAUACUAUAAAUAUUUAGUAAGUAAAUUACAUAAUUCUAAUAAAACCUCAUGCUUUUUCAUUACAUCCAAUUUGAGCUCUCAACUUUAUAUUAUAGAAUGCUUCUUCAAAGAUGCUUUAAUUAAAACUAUUAAGAAAAUAUAGAUUUGUAUGUCAGUUUAUACUUCAGAAAUCCAUAUAUUUGUCAUACUUAUUUUUUUAAAAGCCUCCUAAUUACAUGACUUAAAUGGCAUUUAAAAUUAGCUCCUCCAAAAUAUCCAGUAACUUUGUCCAAAUUUUUAUGUGUUGGAAGCAGCCAGCCAUCCAUAUUGAGUUCAUAAGAAAGUUGUUUUCCAAUUGUAUGCAUUUUAUAUUACUGUGGUGUCUGUGUGUACCGUAUUUCUAAAUAUUCAGUAUUAAAUUGAUUCUUUUUA
Molecule: messenger RNA, 6191 nt
Organism: Octodon degus (degu)
Lineage: Eukaryota; Metazoa; Chordata; Mammalia; Rodentia; Octodontidae
Gene: Tmtc3
Product: transmembrane and tetratricopeptide repeat containing 3
Exons: 14
Coding region: 220-2967 (915 amino acids)
Biological process (GO): protein O-linked glycosylation via mannose
Cellular component (GO): endoplasmic reticulum
Molecular function (GO): protein binding; mannosyltransferase activity
Source: RefSeq, a predicted model, not a curated record